This is a messenger RNA of Mucor velutinosus, 2631 nucleotides long. RefSeq names its product Transmembrane osmosensor. The coding region runs from base 1 to 2631 and encodes 876 amino acids. Gene Ontology annotation, cellular component: cell wall; membrane. Gene Ontology annotation, molecular function: serine-type endopeptidase activity. The transcript is spliced from 5 exons. Gene Ontology annotation, biological process: proteolysis. Lineage: Eukaryota; Fungi; Mucoromycota; Mucoromycetes; Mucorales; Mucoraceae. The record is from RefSeq and is a predicted model, not a curated record.
AUGAAAAAGAACUCAUUCUCCAUCUUCCCUAUCGUAGUGGCAGGUGUCUGUUUGGCUGUCUUUGUUAUGACAGCUGAGGCUGUCAAGAUCUCUCACCCCAAGUACAUCAAGGGCUCCUCCAACACUGUUCCUGGACGUUACAUUAUCAGCUUCUCUGGUCAACAACAAAAUUCAGGUACACUUUUCACACAAUCUUUCACCGAAGAAUUCAAGAGUGCCGAUUUGAAGGUCAAGGAAAACUUCAAGCACGAUUUCUUCAACGGUAUCUCUGUCGACAUUGAUACUUCUAAUGAGGAAAUUCACACUGCUGCCCUCAAGUCUCUCCUCGAUAGAUCUGACGUUGAAGCUAUCUACCCUGUCAGAACCAUCGAGCGUCCCAAGGUCACUCUUGGCGGUAAGGGCUCCAAGAAGGCCCCCUCAGUUUUGCCUCACGCCUUGACUCAAGUUGAUAAAGUCCACUCUGAGCUCAAGAACAAGGGUAAGGGUAUCUUUGUUGGCGUUCUCGAUACAGGUGUUGAUUACUUGCAUCCUGCUUUGGGCGGAGGCUUUGGUAAAGGUUUCAAGGUCAUCAAAGGUUAUGAUUUGGUCGGUGAUGCUUACACUGGUUUGAACGCUCCCAAGCCUGACAGCGACCCUCUCGAUGCCUGUGGUGCUGCUUCUGGAGCUUCAGGCCACGGUACUCAUGUCUCUGGUAUCAUUGCUGGUUAUGACAAGUCUACUAACUUUACUGGCGUUGCUCCUGAAGCUAACCUCGGUAUGUGGCGUGUGUUUGGCUGUAAGGGUAGUGUCACCAACGAUAUCGUCAUCAAGGCUCUUUUGAUGGCUUACGAUGCUGGUGUUGAUGUGAUUAACUUGAGUUUGGGUGAAACCAACUCUUGGUCCAUCACUACCGAUGCUGAGGCUGAUGUUGUCAACAAGAUUGUCAAGAAGGGUGUCAGUGUUGUCAUCUCUGCUGGUAACUCUGGUGCUGAAGGUAUCUACACUGUCGGUCAACCCAGUACUGCUAUCAAUGCCUUCUCUGUUGCCUCUGUUGAGAACGGUUACUACGUUUCCAAGGACCUCAAGGCCACUGGUGUUGAUCAUGAUAUUCUCUACACUGCUGCCAACGAUGAUUCCAAGCUCGCUAACGGCCCCAUUGUUUAUGGUGACAAGUCUGGUGCCAAUACUGGUGAAGCUUGUACUGCUGGCUCAAUUGAUUCUGCUGUCAGUGGCAAGAUUGCUCUCAUCCAAAGAGGUAGUUGUGCCUUUGCUGAUAAGGUCAACAAUGCUGCUUCUGCUGGUGCCAUUGGUGUCAUCAUCUAUAACAAUGCUGCUGGAUCUAUCUCUCCCUCUGUUCCAGGUGUCACUAUCCCCGUCCUCUCCAUCUCCAACGCUGAUGGUAAGGCUCUCUUGGCUGCUAUCAAGGCUGGUACUGUCACUCUUACCUUCAACAAGAAGGGCUCUCUUCAACCCAUUGAAAACGCCAAGACUGUCUCUACUUUCUCCUCUACUGGUGCCUCUGCUGAACUCAACUUCAAGCCUAACAUUGCUGGUAUCGGUGGCAACGUCUACUCCACUUUGCCUCGUUAUCUCGAUAGCUACGGUGUCAUGUCUGGUACCAGUAUGGCUGCUCCUUACGUUGCUGGCUCCGUUGCCUUGUACUUGAACGCCCACAAGAAGGAGAAGAAGCCCAUUGCUUACAUCAACGAACAAUUCCAAAACUACGCUUACUCCACUAACGUAUACCAAUCUUCCAAGCUUGAUAACCCCAUCCGUCAAGGUGCUGGUCUUGUUCAAGUCUAUGACACCAUCACCCAAAAGACCCACAUCUCUCCUGCUCAAAUCAGUUUCAACGACACUGCCACCACCAAAUAUAGAACUCAAACCAUCACUGUCACCAACCACGGUUCCACGACCAUUCAAUAUGAAGUUGUUAACGAUGUUGCCACUGGUGUUGCUCCUUAUGAUGUCAAGGCCUCUGGUUACACUCCUCUUGAACCCGCCGGUAACACUGUCGCUGCUGCCAAGUUGCGUUUCUCCAAGAAGACUUUCAAGCUUGCUCCUGGCAAGUCUCAAAAGAUCAAGGUUACUGUUACUCCUCCCAAGACCAACCCCAAGGACCAUAUCUUCUAUGGAGGUUUUAUUCACAUCAAGUCCAAGCAACAAAGCAAGGGUAAGGACCUCAAGGUCCCUUACUUUGGUGUUGUUGGUAAGCAAAAGGAAUUGCCUAUCUUUGAUACUGGUUUCCCUACUAUCAUUGACCAAAAGAGCAAAGAAUAUGGCCAAAAGGACACUUUCACUUUUGAUCGCUCAGUUGCUAACUCUGCUCCCAUCUCCGUUUUGCGUUUGUUGACUCCCUCUCCUAAAAUCAACGCUGAACUCUUGGAUGCCAAGACCAACAAGGUCCUUGGUCAAUUCGUCACUGGUCUUAAUUAUGUUGGCCGUAACUUCCUCACUGGUGAUCAAGUCUACACUCAAAUUGCUUGGGAUGGUACUUAUGUCCCUGCCUCCAUCUCUCAUGCUCCCCUUCCUAUCGCUGCUGUUGAAGGUACCUACAAGUUCCGUUUCACUGCUUUGAAGCUUCUCGGUAACCCCAAGGAGAAGAAGGAUUGGGAAUCUUGGACUUCUGGUCCUAUUGUUGUCAAGAACUAA